This is a messenger RNA of Ipomoea nil (Japanese morning glory), 561 nucleotides long. RefSeq lists its product as uncharacterized. The record is from RefSeq and is a predicted model, not a curated record. The coding region runs from base 1 to 561 and encodes 186 amino acids. Gene Ontology annotation, molecular function: nucleic acid binding; RNA-DNA hybrid ribonuclease activity. The transcript has a single exon. Lineage: Eukaryota; Viridiplantae; Streptophyta; Magnoliopsida; Solanales; Convolvulaceae.
AUGGCCAGAAACGAGGCGGUCUGGGAACAUGCGGUAAGGAGGCCGAAGGUGGUGUGGCGCCGUGCAGCUGCGGGAGAAGCGAGCUACACGGCAAUCCACGCUCGACCAGUGGCGACAUCAGCCGAAGGGGUGCAAGCGGUGGCAGCCGGACGGGCGACGUGCCACGUUGACGCCGGAUACGACCCGAGUACCGGCAAUGCAACCUAUUGGGCGGUCCUACUCGGUCCGAAUGGUGUGUUUAAAGCAGCGGCAAAUGGAAAGCUCCCGGGGUGUUUUACUCCUCUUAUGGCAGAAGCACUAGCAUGCAAGGAAGUCUUGUCCUGGCUUAAAGACCGAAACGAGAAUGAGGUGGAUAUUCUUACGGAUUGUCUUGUCUUAAGGAAUGCGGUUCAUGCAGUUACUACACCGAACUUAUCCUAUGUUGGAAUUGUGAUUGAGCAAUGUAGAAUAGCUAUUAGUAGUUUCAUUUAUUGUUCGCUUAGUUUUGUUCCUAGAGCUUUAAAUUUACAUGCACAUACUCUUGCUAGUUUAACCUAUGAUCAGGAUCAUUCUAUGUACUGA